Messenger RNA from Mesorhabditis spiculigera, 369 nucleotides. The record is from the annotation of a GenBank genome assembly. Lineage: Eukaryota; Metazoa; Nematoda; Chromadorea; Rhabditida; Rhabditidae.
AUGGCAGUGGUUGUAAUCUACGCGCUCGAGCCUAUAACGCUGCUUCUAGCUGAAGACCACCUCCGCUACGGUCUCGACGCUACGGUUAUGACCAUUUUGCUGGCCGUCAGCAUCGUUUUUCUUGGAAUCUUCAUGGUAGUGGUGUUGCUAGGCAUGCUUCGGAAACGACCAACCUUGCUCUUGGUUUACCUUGGUUUUCAGAUCGUCUGCAUCCCGUUAAUAGUAAGGCAUUCACUUGCGUGGACUCCAGAAUUACACUACACGACGAGGAUGAAGGUUUUUGAAGCCUUGAUUAUCCCAACGCAGCUCCUAUCGGCCAUUAUGGCUCUGUUCAACAUUUCGGCGAUGAAUGCGUGUCGACGUUGCUAU